AUGCCUCAAGAAGAAACUUUCCUUUUUACUUCAGAGUCAGUAGGCGAAGGUCAUCCCGACAAAAUUGCCGAUCAAGUUUCUGAUGCUAUUUUGGACGCAUGUCUCAAAGUGGAUCCCUAUUCCAAAGUUGCGUGCGAGACCGCCACUAAGACUGGCUUAAUUUUCGUGUUCGGCGAAAUCACCACUUCAGCCAGUUUAGACUAUCAGAAAAUUGUCCGUGAUACUAUUCGGCGUAUAGGUUACGAUGAUUCCUCAAAAGGAUUUGAUUAUAAAACUUGUAAUGUCCUUGUCGGUAUUGAACAACAGUCACCUGAUAUCGCUCAAGGCCUUACACAAAAAAGUAAUCAACUCGAAGAUAUCGGUGCUGGUGAUCAAGGUAUCAUGUUUGGCUAUGCAACUGACGAAACUCCAGAAUAUAUGCCACUCACUCUUGCGCUUGCUCAUAAGCUUAAUAAGAAAAUGGCUGAUCUUCGUAGGGACGGCACUCUUUCCUGGCUCCGUCCAGAUUCUAAAACUCAAGUAACCGUGCGUUAUAAAAAUGAUAAUGGUGCUUUGGUUCCUCUCGAAGUUGAUACUAUCGUCAUCUCUGUUCAACAUUCCCCUGAAAUUACAACUGAAAAGCUUAGACAAAUGAUAAAAGAAUAUGUUAUUGAUACCGUUAUACCUUCUAAAUUCCUAACAGAGAAAACUAUCUAUCACAUACAGCCUUCUGGGUUAUUCAUUAUUGGUGGUCCUCAAGGUGAUGCCGGAUUGACUGGUCGUAAAAUUAUUGUUGAUACUUAUGGUGGUCACGGUGCACAUGGUGGUGGUGCCUUUUCUGGAAAGGAUUGGUCCAAAGUUGAUCGUUCCGCCGCUUAUACUGUCAAAAUUACCCCAAUCCAAAGCUUUAUGAGUUUUGCCGACAAGUAUACUGUUAACAACGUUGAUAUUAAUGGGGUUGACUCUCGUUGGAUCGCAAAAUCCCUCGUCCAUGCUAAACUUGCGCGCCGCGCCCUUGUUCAACUUUCUUAUGCUAUUGGAGUACCUGAGCCUCUUUCUAUUUUUGUCGACACUUAUGGUACAUCAAAAAAGACUAACUCUGAAUUGCUGAAGAUUAUCAAUGAAACCUUCGAUUUGAGACCUGGUGUUAUUGUACAACAACUUGGACUUCAUAAGCCGGAUGGUUGGUGUUACGAACAGACUGCUUCAUACGGUCAUUUUGGUCGUGAGGAGUUUCCUUGGGAAAAAGUCAAAGAACUUAAGGGAGUAUAA
Messenger RNA from Cetraspora pellucida, 1251 nucleotides. Lineage: Eukaryota; Fungi; Glomeromycota; Glomeromycetes; Diversisporales; Gigasporaceae. The record is from the annotation of a GenBank genome assembly.